UUAAUUAUUAAAAAAUGGGUGUCCUGCAGUUGAUCAUCUGCAGUAGAUGGAAAUGAAUUUCCCCAGUAUAUCUGUAAUCGUUAAGAAUGAGAAUAGUGUGAUUGUCUAAUGUUUCAUUAAAAUGUUAACUUUCUUCAUAUAAUUUCCGUGAAUUGAUUUGACUUAUUAUUUAAAUAAUUAUUUACUUAAUUGAGUAAGGAAGAUGAGCUCCGACAAAGCAGCCACAAAAACUUCUCAUUAUCGCAGAAACGAACGCGAGGAAGCAGAUUUUGGGCCACCAAUGGAUCUGUCAUUUAAAAAAGCUACAAAUAUGGAUGAUCUGGCUAAGGAGACUGCACGUUCAAUACGAACAGGAAAAAUUCCAUUAAGGUCAUCGAAUAAAAGAUUCCUGACAAGUACAUUGUGGCUGAAUAAUAAUUCUUUGAGCUCCAUGUCAAAUUUGGAUAACUUGGUGAACCAGAUUCUAGACGAUUCAUCCAGACUAGCUUGGUUGGAUUUGUCCUUCAAUAAUCUGACUGAAAUAGGAGACGAAAUCACAGCUUUUCGGCAAUUGAAAAUUCUUUACUUGCAUGGCAAUCAGUUGGCAAACAUCGGACAGAUAACGAAGCUACGUAAGUUAAGAGUACUACGUAACCUGACUCUUCAUGGAAAUCCAAUAGAACAUGAAAACUCCUAUCGAGUCUUUGUCAUCAUGGCAUUGCCCCAACUCAAAAAACUCGAUUUUUCCACCAUAAUACCCGAGGAGAAGCUUAAAGCUGCGCCUCCUGGAUUCUUCAAAGUAAUAAGCUCCAAUAUUACAACAUAGGAUAUUUAUCCUCAAUUGGCUAUUUACAAUCUCAAAUAUUAUAGACGGGAGAACGAAUUAUCACGAAAUUUUUCUAUAUAUGUCCAGACAGACACGCACUCCCGCACGUUUUUAAAACUGUAAAAUUUUCAUUUCUUUCUCUUCACAACAAAUACUCAC
This is a messenger RNA of Cephus cinctus (wheat stem sawfly), 964 nucleotides long. Its product is annotated as leucine-rich repeat-containing protein 51-like. Bases 203 to 805 code for a protein of 200 amino acids. The transcript has 2 exons. NCBI's taxonomy places the organism in Eukaryota, Metazoa, Arthropoda, Insecta, Hymenoptera, Cephidae. Gene Ontology annotation, molecular function: protein binding. The record is from RefSeq and is a predicted model, not a curated record.